CAGCCCACGUAAUCCCAUCACACUAAACGUGUCGCUUGGCGUUCCCCAUGGCGUGUAUAAACAAACCUCAUCAUCAUUUCUCAAGUCUCCUAUUUUACUUGAUGGACAAAUCCCAUAACCAAAACUCACGACUCCUCCUUCCUUUUCUCUGCUUCUCCUCCUUCUCCUUCCUCCUCUGCUUUUCUCUCCCGCCGGCCAUUUCCAUUUCUUCACAAUCCAAUUCUUCAUAAUCCAAUUUGACUAGUUAUCAAUUUUUUUGAUUGAGCUGCUCUGGUAUUGAUUUCGGCACCGACAGAGUUUCAAUCCUCAGCUGCGAUUGAAAAUUCUCUCUCUUUUUGAGUUUCGGCGAGGUGGGUCGAUCUCGGAUUUGAUCUGGAAUUUGUUUCGUUGGUGAUUGGAUUCGGUGGAACACAAACUCCUCAUCUAUUGGUUAAACUGAAAUGGUAUAUUUGCACAGCUCAAUCUCGGUCUGCAACUCCGUUGACCAAAACGCUCCCAUGUCCGAUUCCAUGACCCUAAUCGACUCGGGCACUAAAUCUAAACAGUCCAGUCAUGUACACAGGAGCAGGAAGAUGUCCAAUUCGUCUCCCAAUUGCUCCAAACUCCCCGUCUGCGAUCGAUCUCGAUCGGCAGUGAUUGAUGUAGUUCUGUUCAUUGCUGUGAUCGGCGCUUGCGGGUUUCUUUUGUUUCCUUAUGCGAAAGUCAUCUUGGUCAAGACAAUCGAAAUCGCGGGGAUUGUUAUGUAUGUGUUGAGGGAGGAGGUUUCUCAUGCUCCCUUGGUUUAUGGGUCGAUGGGGCUCAGCAUUUUGUGUGCCGCAUUGGCUGCGUGGGCGCUGUUGGCCUGCACCAGUAGGAAAUGUGGGAAUCCGAGUUGCAAAGGGUUGAGAAAAGCCGCCGAGUUUGACAUUCAGCUGGAGACAGAGGAGUGUGUGAAGAAUUCGGCUUCGGUAGGUAAGGAUGGAGUGAAGAAGGGGCUGUUUGAAUUGCCGAGGGAUCACCAUAGGGAGUUGGAGGCUGAGCUUAAGAAGAUGGCGCCGCCGAAUGGGAGAGCAGUUCUGGUGUUUCGAGCCAGGUGUGGGUGUUCUGUUGGGAGAUUGGAAGUUCCGGGGCCUCGGAGGGUAAAGAAGAUCAAGAAGUAGGAAUAAGUGGUUGGAUACGAGCCAUAGGGAGCUAAGUUAUGAACACAGGAGUACCCAUAAUUGCAGAGAAGAGUGUCUUGCUAUUGACAAUCUAUCUGCGCAAUGUUGUCUUUAAAUAAGCUAGCUCAUGGAAUAAAUUGUAAGGAUUAUAUACCCUUGGUUUAGAGUGGGGAAUAUAUCACAAUCCCUUAUUUUGAUUUCCUUUUCCUUUAUGAUUAUAUAAGUUUUUCUUUUGUUGAAUCUGGAUUGGUCAUUUGGUUCUCCACUGCUGCUGUUAUUCGCUUCCUUUUCUAUUUUAUAGGUUAUGAUUAUUCUAUGAAGAGAGUAUUUCUUGAAUGAUUUCUACAUAUU
This is a messenger RNA of Fragaria vesca subsp. vesca, 1490 nucleotides long. RefSeq lists its product as uncharacterized. The transcript has a single exon. The coding region runs from base 441 to 1139 and encodes 232 amino acids. The record is from RefSeq and is a predicted model, not a curated record. NCBI's taxonomy places the organism in Eukaryota, Viridiplantae, Streptophyta, Magnoliopsida, Rosales, Rosaceae.